This is a messenger RNA of Pseudoliparis swirei, 1428 nucleotides long. RefSeq names its product actin maturation protease (gene actmap). The coding region runs from base 241 to 1149 and encodes 302 amino acids. The transcript has 7 exons. The record is from RefSeq and is a predicted model, not a curated record. NCBI's taxonomy places the organism in Eukaryota, Metazoa, Chordata, Actinopteri, Perciformes, Liparidae.
CCCCCGGCGCUGUUAGCCCAGCUCUGCUAGUCUUGAAAGUCGGUGCGGUAUCAAGUGUUUAACAUAUGACAACUAUUUGUUGUGAGCAAUGGCCGCUAAAAGGAGACAUAUGUUGAUUUCGGUUUCCAACCAAAUAUCAUUGAACACCGAGAGAAGAUAACUUCACUAACUUUUUUCGCCUUGCUUGCUUUACAGCGCGAGGAGGCUAAAGAGGGUUAAUACAAAAGGAGGUCAGUCGAGAUGUCCGGAGAGUGCCUCCUGUCACCUCCUCCUCCUCCUCCUCUUCCUCCACCAGGUCCACCACCUCCUCCAGCCUCCUCCCCAAAGAAGAAGCUGUAUCAGACUAUAGCCAGUGGCAGAAGUCCUGUGGAGGGGAACCACACAGAGGCCCGCUUACUGCUCAGUCAGAGAGAGAGCAGUUUUAGGAAGGACCUGCAGUGGAUACUGGUGAACACAUACGUGCCCUCCCUCAUCCAAGAUGGCCCACAGUGCGGCCUGGUGGCGUUGUGGAUGUCCGCUCACCUUCGAAAGCCACAGCUGAGCAUCGACAUGGGAACUGUUGUCCAGACGGCGCUGAGCAGGGGGUACUCGGCACAGGGGGAAAUGUUUUCAGCUGACAACAUGGCCCUGCUGGCUGAGGAGGUUUGUGGCUGUGAGGCAGAGCUGCUGUCGGGGGGUUUAAGUGGUAAUAACGCGGCAGCCAUCAUCACGCACCUGUGGGGGAGACAGCCGGUUCUCAUCCCAUAUGAUGAGGACUACAACCAUGAGCCGUGCCAGCGGAGCGGCCACAGGGCGCACUGGGCAGUCGCUUCAGGUGUGCUCCUCGCUGUGGACCAGGGGACCGUGAGCAGAGAGCACACCCAGCCCGAUGCCGCUCUGCCCUGGCUCGACCUCGCCGGAGACGGCAGCCCUCCGUGUCCCGUCGGCAGCGCGGCAGUCAGAGAGGUUUUCGUCCUGGCGAAGCAGGGCAAGAGCCUGCGCUACCAGCUGUGGAGUUUGGACAGCAUAGCUCGGAGCAACGAGCAGCUGAGGACGAUGGACCCUCAGAGAGCCAGUGACGGGACCCAGUACGUGGUUCCUCAGGGAGGGGUGGAGGCCGGGCUGGCUGGACGGGCGGUGAUGCUCCACACAAGGACGGAGAAGCGGUAACAACGGUGACGCGGGACCCGGCUGUGUAGGGGCGAGGGCUUUAACGUGAUCUGCAACACUGGGGUAGCUCGAGUUCCUCUGGUUGUGUUCGGCCCUUUGCAGCCAGUGUUGUGGGCAAAUGAAUGCAGAUGGAGCGCAUUAUCAAAAAUAUUGGAUUUGCCCUUUUUGUUUACCCCCCCACUGCAUUUGUUUGUCAUGCAGGUUAACAAUGCAACAAAUACAUCACUGACUGAAUGGAAUAUAUUUAUAGUAAAAAUAAAGUGUGAAUUAAUGAUUUAA